AACACUUGGUUUUGAUUUUAGUUUUCAACCGAAACUCGUUGAUAGUGAGACGUGUGCGCUUUGCUGUGCUAUUGUUAUUCGGCAUUUAGACAUUGCAUCGCGAUACAAUAUGGAAGAUCCCAAUCGUAUGAUGGCUCAUACGGGUGGUAUGAUGGCGCCACAAGCUUACGGCAUGCCCGGCCAGGAUGAUGGUCAAAAUGCUGGCAAUGAGAAUGAGGUGCGUAAGCAAAAAGAUAUCGGCGAAAUAUUACAGCAGAUAAUGAGCAUUUCCGAGCAAUCACUGGAUGAGGCGCAGGCAAGGAAGCAUACAUUAAAUUGUCAUCGCAUGAAGCCGGCUUUGUUUUCGGUAUUGUGUGAAAUUAAGGAAAAAACCGUUCUUUCCAUUCGCAAUACGCAAGAGGAAGAACCACCAGAUCCACAACUUAUGCGCCUGGAUAAUAUGCUUAUUGCUGAAGGCGUUGCCGGACCGGAAAAGGGUGGCGGUGGCGCAGCAGCCGCUUCGGCAGCUGCAGCAAGUCAAGGUUCAUCAUUGUCAAUCGAUGGUGCUGACAACGCAAUUGAACAUUCGGACUAUCGUGCCAAGCUUGCACAAAUUCGCCAGAUAUAUCAUCAAGAGUUGGAGAAGUACGAGCAGGCGUGCAAUGAGUUCACCACACACGUUAUGAACUUGCUACGCGAGCAAAGUAGGACUAGACCCAUAACACCUAAGGAAAUCGAACGUAUGGUACAGAUAAUACACAAAAAAUUCAGUUCCAUACAAAUGCAAUUGAAACAGUCGACGUGUGAAGCGGUCAUGAUACUACGAUCUCGGUUCCUUGACGCCAGACGUAAACGGCGUAAUUUCAGUAAGCAAGCUUCCGAAAUACUCAAUGAAUACUUUUAUAGUCAUUUGAGUAAUCCAUAUCCAUCUGAGGAAGCUAAGGAGGAGUUGGCGAGAAAAUGUGGCAUAACUGUUUCCCAAGUGUCCAAUUGGUUUGGCAACAAACGCAUUCGUUACAAAAAGAAUAUUGGCAAGGCACAGGAAGAGGCCAAUUUGUAUGCAGCUAAAAAAGCAGCUGGCGCUUCGCCCUAUUCAAUGGCUGGCCCACCAAGCGGCACCACAACACCAAUGAUGUCACCAGCACCACCACAGGAUUCGAUGGGUUAUCCGAUGGGUUCGGGUGGUUAUGAUCAGCAACAGUAUGAUAACAGUAUGGGCGGUUAUGAUCAUACUUUACAUCAGGAUCUUAGUCCUUGAGGCGGCUUAAAUUACCGCAGCAGCAAUUCAAAUGUAUACGAGCAAAAGUGAACGAACAACUGGAAUUCGCUUUUGAAAACACUUUGAUCUACAUAUAUAAAGGCAUACAGUGGGCAUAUUUUUAAGUGAUUUAAUUAAAAAAAAAACACUGAGUAUUUUGUGUG
Molecule: messenger RNA, 1401 nt
Organism: Ceratitis capitata (Mediterranean fruit fly)
Lineage: Eukaryota; Metazoa; Arthropoda; Insecta; Diptera; Tephritidae
Gene: exd
Product: homeobox protein extradenticle
Exons: 6
Coding region: 110-1237 (375 amino acids)
Biological process (GO): neuron development; animal organ morphogenesis; regulation of transcription by RNA polymerase II
Cellular component (GO): nucleus
Molecular function (GO): RNA polymerase II cis-regulatory region sequence-specific DNA binding; DNA-binding transcription factor activity, RNA polymerase II-specific
Source: RefSeq, a predicted model, not a curated record